Messenger RNA from Rhineura floridana, 3204 nucleotides. RefSeq names its product pyridoxamine 5'-phosphate oxidase (gene PNPO). Lineage: Eukaryota; Metazoa; Chordata; Lepidosauria; Squamata; Rhineuridae. The transcript is spliced from 7 exons. Gene Ontology annotation, biological process: pyridoxine biosynthetic process; pyridoxal 5'-phosphate biosynthetic process. The coding region runs from base 80 to 859 and encodes 259 amino acids. Gene Ontology annotation, molecular function: FMN binding; pyridoxamine phosphate oxidase activity. The record is from RefSeq and is a predicted model, not a curated record.
GGAAAAGAGAAGCCUGAAGCGGGUUCCCUCGCCUGUAUUUUCCGCGCAUGCGUACUAUAUGGGGCAAAAGUGAUAUUUGAUGUUGAGUUGCGUGGGGCGUCUGAAGUUGCGUAUGCUGGGUCCUCUUGGCUUUCGUGGUGCGGGCCAAGCGGAAAAAUCCUCUCACGCCAUGGAUUUGGGGUCCCUUCGGAAGAACUACAAGGGGGACGAAGAGGCCUUUGAGGAGAAACAUCUGGCCUCCCUUAACCCUAUUAAGCAGUUCUCUGUAUGGUUUGAAGAGGCUAUGAGGUGCCCAUCCAUUGGGGAAGUCAACGCCAUGUGCUUGGCCACCUGUACUAGGGAUGGAAGGCCUUCUGCUCGAAUGUUGCUUUUGAAGGGGUUUAGCCAAGAAGGCUUUUGCUUCUUCACUAACCAUGAGAGCCGGAAAGGAAGAGAACUGGAUUCAAACCCAUUUGCUUCGAUGGUCUUCUACUGGGAGCCCCUCAAUCGCCAGGUCCGGAUUGAGGGCUCUGUAGAGAGGCUUCCUGAGCAGGAAUCUGAGAAGUACUUCCACUCACGCCCAAAGAGCAGCCAGAUUGGGGCUGUUGUGAGUCAUCAAAGCACAGUGAUCGCAGACAGAGAGUAUUUAAGAAAGAAGAAUGCAGAGCUAGAAGAGGUGUACCGAGCAACAAAGGUGCCUAAGCCAGCUUAUUGGGGAGGCUACAUCCUGAAGCCAGAAGUCAUAGAGUUCUGGCAGGGCCAAACAAACCGUUUGCAUGACCGCAUUGUUUUCCGGUACCUCCAGGACAGCAGCGUCGUCUUGAAGCCCAUGACCCACAGAGGAGAAGGCAACUGGCUCUACGAGAGACUCUCUCCUUGAGAAGCUUGCAGAAUUCACCCUCUUUUUGCACCAUUCUUGGAAUAUCAGUGCCAAAAUCUAUGUUCCCCGCUUACCUCUCAGACAGAGCAUGCAAAUAACUGGUGGACAAAGAUGUGGGCUGGGAAGAUCUGGAUUUAUAUCCCUAUUGACCUAUGGAUGCUCUUUGACCAGUCACUAUCUCUCAGCCUAAGUUACCUUACAAGGUAAUUGUGAAGAUAAAGUGGGGGAAUAUCUGUGUAAACCAGCCAAAGCCCAUUGGAAGAAAGACGGGAUGAAAUAGCCAGGGCCCAAGCAUCUUUUUUUUGGCUCAGUUCAGUCUUGUACCAUGGACCGCCUCUUACAAGCACCAUAAUCCUAUCCAUACAGUCUCAGGAGCUGUGAAAGAAAAGUUUCUGUUGUCAUUUUGAAAUCAGAUUAUGUCACAAUUAUUCUGGGCCUGUAAAUCCCACUAAAACCACUGGAUCCUACUACCCCUGGGAUUACUGUCCCUGAUUAUUAUGAUGUUUGUCUGUUCCACCAGAAAUCCCUCCCUCCUGUCUAUGCACUAAGAAUUCUGGGAUUGGUCAUUCUUGAGAAAGCAUGUCAUACAGAGAACCACAGAUUUAGCUGUCUCUCAAACUACAUGUCCUAGUUUAACUGCACACUUGCACUCUCUCUGGUCUAGUGGAGGGCUUGAGCCAGCAAGUCACUGUUCAGGAUGCUGCUAGUUCUGCUCUAAUGUUGCUUCUGAUUGGCUCUAGUAAUCUCACAAAAUCUGAACAGGUACAUAAGAUAUAGGGAACUAAGUUUUCAUAGGUUUCCUCAAGCAGCAUCUACACUUUAUUAGCCUUAGUGUUUUUCCUCAUGAUAAUUGGAUUGCAGCCUGGGUCAGGCCCUCCUGGAUCUCUGAGCCCUGUUAAAGUAUACCCUUCUCUCUCUGCCUGCUCCAUAUGUUUGGACCCAGGAAAUAACAGUAUUUGUGUUCAGGACAUGACCACACUACACAUUUUUAAAUGAUUCAAACAUUUUUAACUUUCAUGUCUCCCAAAACAUGGAACCUUGGGAGUUUAUAGUGAAACAGAAUUCUCAACAUCUUUCCAUUACUUUACCUUCCAGGGUCUUGAGGUGGGGGUGACUCUUUCAGCCAGGCUUAACAUUGUAGUUAGCAGAGACACCUGCGUUGUUCUGUAUUGGAAUGGAACAAAUAGGCUUAGUUCCAUUUAAGCUAACAGUAAAUUGGGAUCAGAACAGCCUUGUAUUCUUCAUGAAGUGGAUCCAAAUUCCAUAACCACCAAAAAGGCAAAUUAAGCAUAUUGGCAUAUAUUGCCAUUUGGCAUACUUCAGCAAUCAAGAUGGAUUGAAUCAUAAGAGUUGAAAGGGACCUUGCAGGUCCAGCCCCCUAAAACAGCAUUGGGAAGCAUGUAGAUUCUGGGGCAAAGAUGGGGAGUGAUGGAAAGUGAGAGAAGGAUAGACCAGUAUUUAACUCAACAUUAGACACUUGUAUAAACUCAGGAGCUUAUAGGGUAAGGGGUGUAGCUUAGUAGUAGUAGCAUAUGCUUUGCAUGCAGAAGGUUCAAGCAUUUGGCUGAAAUUGUGGAGAGCUGCUGCCAGUUGGCGUGGACAGUAUUUGGCAAGAUGGAUCAAUGAUCUGACUUUGUUUAAGGCAGCUUCCUGUGUUGCUAGAAAAUCAGGAUGCGAGCAGACAUAAAGUCAUUUUUGCUUUUGAUUUCCUUGAGCACUUCCCCACCUGCUUUUCAAAUUUUCAAGCUAUAAAAGCAAAGGACUUUAAAAAAAAAAAAAACCUUGAGAUUCUCGGGAUGCUGAAAUCUGACCUGGAUAUCAGAUUCUCUGUUUACCUGACAGUCCCAUGGACAUACAGUACGAGAGUUUGGAUUCAAAGUUGAUCAUUCAUUUAAAGGGGGAGGUGAUUUUUGCCAGCCCCCUCCGAUGGCAGCCCUUCUACAUUGCUCCCAAGGCCUUCCCAUCCAUAACAUUUUUGGGGGUGUAGAGGGAAAGGGGAGGCAGGAAUGUCCUAUUCCAUGAAUGUAGCCCCUUGUUGCUGUCUUGAGAUGUUAUCUAAUGUGGCAACCAUUCUUUGUGCUUUUGUGGUUCAUCCAUAGGCAAAACUGGAAGUGCAAUAGUACAUACGUAACUCAUCCUAGGGGGUCAGAGGUAUGCUUUCUUGAUGUGCAUGUGGUAUGCUGUGCUAAUGUUCUCUGUAAAAGAUGUUAAAGUGCUGUAGACUGUCCUAGUAAUUUCUGAUGUUACUCUGGCCAAUCCAACAUCUAUGUGGUGCUAUGUACCAUGUUUUGAGUCUGUGACAAUAUGUACAUUUGGACAAUAAAAGUCCAGCCUGGUGAAUGAUA